This is a messenger RNA of Penicillium alfredii, 1551 nucleotides long. RefSeq names its product fungal specific transcription factor domain-containing protein. NCBI's taxonomy places the organism in Eukaryota, Fungi, Ascomycota, Eurotiomycetes, Eurotiales, Aspergillaceae. Gene Ontology annotation, cellular component: nucleus. The record is from RefSeq and is a predicted model, not a curated record. Gene Ontology annotation, molecular function: transcription cis-regulatory region binding; DNA-binding transcription factor activity, RNA polymerase II-specific. Gene Ontology annotation, biological process: regulation of DNA-templated transcription. Bases 1 to 1551 code for a protein of 516 amino acids. The transcript is spliced from 5 exons.
AUGUUGACUUCCGAGUUCUCAUUACCUGCGCAAACUCCCCUGUCAGGUGAAAUGCCCAGACCUGAUGGGCGAUAUCGAAACCACUACCCGACACUGGAUUUUUCGUCACCCACGCAUCCCAAGACUCUGGAUCAUCUUACCCUAAGUUCUCAGCAGAUCGAUUCUCUGUAUUUUAAGAAGUAUCACCCACCUGUCCCGCUGCUGGACCCAACAAUCCCUCCUAACAACUACUAUGAUCGAUCUCCUCUGCUCUUUUGGACAGUGGUCUAUAUCUCGUCACGACAAUAUGCAGAGGAGCCCGGCCUUUUGGGUAUGCUCACAUCACCACUGAAGCAGCUUCUGUGGGGUACUAUUUCAAACCCUCCCCACACAUGGUACCUCGUGCAAUCGAUGUUGCUCUUUUGCAUGUGGCCGUUUCCGACUUCUUCCCUUUGGAAUGACACAACUCCGAUGCUAGUGAACCUUGCUCAGACCAUUGCAAUGCAGCUCGGGCUGCAUCAGCCGGAAGCGAUUCAGGAUUUCUCGCGCACCAAGCAGAAACUGACUGCUAGAGAAAUAUCAGAGGUUGUUAAAACAUGGUCGAUCUGCUACAUUGCGUCUCAAAGCAUGACCACUAUAUAUGGUCUAGCGUUGCCAUCCUCGGAUUGGAUGAUCGAUCGCAUAUGCGACCAAGACAGCACGUACAUGGUCCCGGAAAACAUGAAACAUCAGCUCCUGAUUUAUCGCUUUUCCGCCCGUCGCGGUCACUGGAAAGAAAAAUCACAGGCAAGUCUCCGUUUACCUCAGCACACGGCAGUCCUAACAUCCAACUUACGAGAAGCCGACAACGAUGUCUUACUGAAUGGAACCGGGCUGCAGCUCUAUGUCUUUUACCUACUGGAUUCCGGAGGCUCAACAUCCCGGAAGAUAGCUCUUCUGAGAGCAUUUGACAUCGCGAAGACUCUAAUAGCCAAUCUCCGACAACUGGAUACCACCUCUAACUUCAUGAAGCAUUGUCCCGCGUCCUACUUUCGAGUGACCUCUUUGGUAGCAUUGUUUAUUCUCAAGCUCCAGGAUUCCAACUAUGCAGAGCUGUUGGACGUCGAGAGCGGCAAGCGGGCGUUUAAUGCUGCACUCUUUCUUCUUCGUCAGGCAUCCUUGGAAGAUAGUGAUCUACCCGGCAGAACAUCUAAUAUCUUAGCCCAACUCUGGAGUCGACAGGGCCACUCCAAACAGAGUGGAGAGGAGCCCCGAUUGAGGCUACGGACGCGGCUUUCCGCUAGUCUUCUGCACGAUCAACUCUGGUCUUGGAGAGAGAGCUUCGGCGGUCAAGUCUCUGCCUCUCACACUCCGCCCGCUGAUAAUAUCGGGCCUCAGUCUAUGACUACACUUCCUGAUGGAGGUUUAAUUGUGCCAACGCCGGAGGAGGGACACGUGGAUCGGCUCACAUUUGAAGAAGUCUUCGAUACCGAGAUGCUAUCCUUGCUUCCCUUUGACCUCGAGGCGGAUGCCUCUUUGAACCCAUUGACUUCGUUUACCGAGGGAGUCCCUUCCCCAUCAAAGGUUCUUUAG